GUCGCGAUUUGUCACGCUCGUUGUAUCGAUAAAGUCUAUCUCCCAUGGCUGUCUCGACUUGUUUGUGGUAUGUAUCCCUCUCUGAUCAAAAGGCGGCAGUGUUGCAUUUCUGCGUAUUCCUUUUUUCGGGAGCAUAACGACCAUGUUCUUGUCGAAAUGGGUUCUGUAUGAUAUUUCCAUGUCGGCGCAUUGUGGGUCGAUUGCUCACUCUCGUGGGCAAGGCAUGCAUGGUUUCUUUUUCCUUGUUUCUGCUGCUUGUUAGCGUCGUUCGAGUUCUGGUGCGGAAGCAGGAUGAGGGCGUUGGAUGGUUGGUCUAUUGCAUAAUGAAGCGUGCGUUACGGAUGAAGGCUCGCAUAAAUACAAAGAUGAUGUUGAUUGAAUGGCGGACGACGUGCGUGAUUGGAGCGUACGUGACACGUGAGGUGUUGAGAUCAGCACUCUGCGUCUCUGAACUGAUGGCUGGUUUCUAGGGGGGCGAGAGAAGGCCAAAUCUUCUACUACUUGCUACAUGUUCAAUCACAUUAAUCAAUUAGAAAAACUCGACCUGUGUCGA
Alternaria alternata is the source of this 553-nucleotide messenger RNA. RefSeq lists its product as hypothetical. Lineage: Eukaryota; Fungi; Ascomycota; Dothideomycetes; Pleosporales; Pleosporaceae. The record is from RefSeq and is a predicted model, not a curated record. The transcript has a single exon. Bases 168 to 470 code for a protein of 100 amino acids.